Molecule: messenger RNA, 2427 nt
Organism: Symbiodinium pilosum
Lineage: Eukaryota; Dinophyceae; Suessiales; Symbiodiniaceae
Source: the annotation of a GenBank genome assembly
AUGGACUUCAUGGCCAACGGGCUCCUGGCUCUUGGGGCUUCACCAGCCAUGGUCCAUGCGGUGGAGGAGCUCGAGCAGGCAAUCUCUGUAGUUGCAGAUCUGCACGGGGCAGUCUCUAUCAACAUAGGGACGCUGGAUCCGAAGUGGAUAGAGUCCUUCAAGUUUGCGGCAAGGACGUGCAAAGCAAAGGGCGUCCCCUGGGUGUUGGAUCCCGUGGCAGCCGGAUUCACCUCACUCAGGACGACGACGGCGACGGAGCUCUUAGACAUUGGAGGGUGCUCGGUGCUCCGUGGCAACGCUUCUGAGAUCAUGGCUGUGGCCGGCACGACAGGGGACGCAAAGGGCGUGGACUCAACUAAAGGCUCAGAUGCCGCUCUGAAAGCUGCCAAAGGUUUGGCGGCCAAGUACAAAUGUGUCGUGUGCAUUUCCGGCGCACUGGACUUCGUCGUUACUCCCAGUGGGCAGGUCUCGAGCUGUGCUCAUGGAGUUGAGAUGCUCACGAAAAUCACAGCGGCUGGAUGCCUCGUCUCCUCGAUCAUAGCUGCCUUCUUGGCGGCCAAGCCUAGGGAUUUCUCUGAUGCUGAGGCAGCUCUUUAUGCGUUCAUCUACUUCGGGAUUUGCUCCGAGGCUGCGAGUCAAAACAGCCAGGGACCGGGCUCGCUACGGCUGAAUCUGAUCGAUCAGCUGUACAAUUUUGACCUCGAGCAAUUGGGUCUUUGCCAGACAGGCGUUCUCGUAGCAUCUGCCCGCAGCGCAGAUGGCAGGACACUACCUUUAGUUUGCCGAUGGCUGAGACGCAUCGGCUCACACACGGUAGAGAUUCCGGGCAUUUCUUCCUCAAUGUACCACGCAUCUGCCGAUGAUGUGGGCAUGCAGAUCAUCUGCCUCGCAGAGGUAGAGCAGCAUCGGAGUGCUAUGGGCAUAGCCCAGUCCUGCAUCGGCCCCUUCGAGCUGGACCCUAUCACCCGGAUGAGCCUGGAGAACAUCGUUUCUUCGGGGGCGAGCCGCUUUCCGGUCCGACAUUUCAGGGAUCAAAAUGAUCCGCAUCCGCGUGAUCUGCAGAUCCAUGUAACCCAGGACCAUGUGAAAGUUGUGCAUCCCGGAGCAGAACGGGGAAGCAAUGAGGUCUUGGCACCGUACUCGGCCGAUUUCCCCAAGGUCAUCAUCCACCCGACAGACACCUGCAAGUUCAGGCUAGAGCUCAGCGAAGAGCAGGACAAAGUCUUCCACUUUGUGGCCUUGUCCAGGACGUCUCGAGAUCUGAUCGCUCUGCUCAUCCGCACAUUCCAUGCCCGACAAUACGUUGCGACAUCCUUUGUGCUCAGCAGGCUGUACCAGGAUCCAGCGCGGCCUGGGGCUCCGUUGACGACAACGCUGGUGCAGGACUUCGACCUUCAGCGGCUUGCCGACCGGCUCGGCAAGGAGCUGGACCGAACUGUGGGCCAGCUCGAAGCAGUCGAGAGGGUGGUGCGCACCUCCAACAACGAGAAGAGAGAGCUACAGGCCCAGCUGUCCGAAACAAUCGGAAGCUAUACCGAGGCGAUUGAGCAGCUUCAUCAGCAGCUAGCGCCAGCUGCCAAGGGUGGAGUGGCCGCAGCACUGCAGCUUCAGAUCCACGAUGGUCGCGCUCUGCACAGCAAGCUUCAGCUUGAACUGCAAGAGCUGAGGCAGCGACUCGACGAGGAGCAGCGUGGAACAGGUCCUGACGGCACAGAUGGGCCGGCGGCACAGAUGAGGGCGCGGACUAUUGAAGCCUACCGGGCCGAGAUCGCAAAGCUGCGAGCGCAAAUCAGUGCGCUUGCGGGAAGCGAGAAGCAGCACUCCGAGCGGGACUCUACAAGAGCGGAGGAGCUCCGAAGACUACGGGGAGAUGUAGAUAGUCUCAGCCGUGAGAAGGAGGGCCUAGAGCGCAUGGUCGCUGAGGGUGCGAAGUCCAAGGAUGAUCUCAUCGAGAACUUCUUGUACGCCAAGGGCUGCCUUGACAAGCUGCAGCUUGCCUGCAUCGAAAAGUCGCCGGCCUGCUCGCCUGAACACGAGCGACAGGUGGCACAGCUGCGGGAGACCUACAACCAGGUUGUGGAUGAGCGCAACCGGCUCAUGAUCCGGGUUGAGGCGUUGGACAAAGACCGAGAGAAGCAAAAACAGUUUCGCGAGUCGACCCUGGAAAAGGCCACUCAAGCAAAUGCCAGGCUCCUGGAAGAGCGGGACAAGCUAGAAAAGGAGAAGGCUCGCGUUUCGACCCUUUACCAGCAGACGAUGGCGAUGCUUGCCCACUCGGCUGCCAGCGCAGACUACGAGGCAGAGGACGAAGCUGUUCUCCAGGCUUUGCGGGAGGAGGUGGCAAAAAAGCGUGAGCUCGUCCAGAAGAAGGAGCAAGAAGGGGAGUCCCUUAGGCAGCGUCUGAAGAAGCUUGCAAUGGCCGGCUGA